Messenger RNA from Filobasidium floriforme, 694 nucleotides. Its product is annotated as ChaC-like protein. The coding region runs from base 114 to 653 and encodes 179 amino acids. Gene Ontology annotation, cellular component: cytoplasm. The record is from RefSeq and is a predicted model, not a curated record. NCBI's taxonomy places the organism in Eukaryota, Fungi, Basidiomycota, Tremellomycetes, Filobasidiales, Filobasidiaceae. Gene Ontology annotation, molecular function: gamma-glutamylcyclotransferase activity; glutathione specific gamma-glutamylcyclotransferase activity. Gene Ontology annotation, biological process: glutathione catabolic process. The transcript has 8 exons.
CAUGCCCCUUGCCCCCCUUGCCAUGCACCUUCGGAUGACAUGUUGAUCACCUCGCUCAAUCCAGCUACUUUAUCCUAAUCCGAGCCGCAUCGAACGCACUCUCCUCGAACGUUAUGCUCUGGGUUUUUGGAUACGGAUCGUUGAUAUGGAAACCACCACCUCACGUCGUCGAACAACGCAGCGGCUAUGUAAAAGGAGUCCUAAGGAGGUUUGCUCAAUCUUCGAUAGAUCAUAGAGGAACACCCGAACGGCCAGGAAGAGUGGUCACGGUACUCGAAGCGGCAGAUUGGCACAAACUCACUGGAGUUCCUCCUCAAGCACAUUCGAUACAAGAAGAUACAGUAUGGGGUAUCGCUUACCGGAUAGCGGAAGAGAAGGAGAAGGAGGUGUGGGAUUAUCUAGAGCACCGAGAAAAGAACGGAUAUACGGCGCAUGAUGUGGAAGUCUUCUCGCUCAACCUGGAGACACAGCAGGAAGAGACGGUCGUCCCGAAGGCUACUUGUUGGAUAGGAACAACAAGCAACCCAGCAUUCGUGGGGUACGAACCGAUGGAUCAGCUAGCAGAGCGGAUUGCUACUUGCGAAGGACCUUCCGGCCCGAAUCCCGUAAGCUUACCGCGGGUUCAUUGCCAUGACCACGAUCCAGGUCACUGAGCCGGAUUGCACGGCUGGAUAGGAUUAUCUCUUUCAGCUGG